Molecule: messenger RNA, 827 nt
Organism: Zingiber officinale
Lineage: Eukaryota; Viridiplantae; Streptophyta; Magnoliopsida; Zingiberales; Zingiberaceae
Product: protein NEDD1-like
Exons: 5
Coding region: 21-827 (268 amino acids)
Biological process (GO): cell plate assembly; regulation of phragmoplast microtubule organization; regulation of microtubule nucleation
Cellular component (GO): kinetochore microtubule
Molecular function (GO): gamma-tubulin complex binding; protein binding
Source: RefSeq, a predicted model, not a curated record
UAAUUUUGUUAAUCCAGCGGAUGGUGGCUGACUUUUACGGUGGGAAAAUCUUACUAAAGGUUAAUCUUUAUGUUCGUGCAGACCUAGUGGUUGCUAGUGCUGGUGACGAUAAAAAGAUAUCACUUUGGAAUAAAAAUGGCCAAAGUAUGGGAUCCUUUCCUUCUCACGGCAACGACCUUGCUGAUGACAUUGAGGAAUCCAUAAAUUGUAUCAGCUUUAGUAAUAAAAGUUCUAGAUAUCUUUGCUCUGGAGGAAGUGGGCAUAUUGUCAAAAUAUGGGACCUGCAGAGGAAAAGGUGCAUCAAACGGUUGAGUGGUCAUAUUGACACAAUUACAGGUGUAAUGUACAACUGCAAAGAUGAACAUUUAGCAUCCAUCAACGAGAAGGGGGAUCUCAUACUUCAUUAUCUUGCUUCCGGAACACGGGCUGAACUCAAGGAUCCAAAUGGGCAGGUACUAAGAGUACUUGAUUAUUCUCGAUUUAGUCGACAUCUUUUGUCAACAGCUGGGGAUGAUGGAUCUGUUCAUAUUUGGGAUACAACUGAUCGCAGACCAAAGAUUAUUGUUACAGUUGGUCUUGAUAAAAAGUUGUAUAUGUUUGAUUCUGGAACAAAAAGACCCUCAUAUUGCAUGCCUUUUGAGGCACCCUUCUCAUCGCUGGCAUACUGUGAUGAUGGUAAUCUAUUGGCUGCUGGGACAAAUAAUGGACGUGUAGUAUUCUAUGAUGUUCGAGGGAAACCUCAACCUUUCACAGUUCUUCGUGCAUACAGUAGUUCAGAGGUCAUGCAGAACAUGCAAGCAUAUAGAUGCUGCAAAGGUUUUUAUUAG